Molecule: messenger RNA, 366 nt
Organism: Elephantulus edwardii (Cape elephant shrew)
Lineage: Eukaryota; Metazoa; Chordata; Mammalia; Macroscelidea; Macroscelididae
Product: interferon alpha-inducible protein 27-like protein 2-like
Exons: 3
Coding region: 1-366 (121 amino acids)
Biological process (GO): apoptotic signaling pathway
Cellular component (GO): membrane; mitochondrion
Source: RefSeq, a predicted model, not a curated record
AUGGCGUUCGCCGCUGCCAGCCUCUGGACCACCAGCAUGGCCUCCAGCCUCAUGUCAGCAGUAACCACAGCCAAUGUAGCUACACUGGCCUCUGGAGUCACUGGGGCUGGACUUCCCUCUGUGGCUGUGGCCGUGGGCUCUGUGCCCGCAGUUCUCACUGCCCUGGGCUUCACCGGGGCUGGCAUCGCAGCCUCCUCCAUAGCUGCCAACAUGAUGUCCGCAGCGGCCAUCGCCAAUGGGGGUGGAGUGGCCGCCGGCAGCCUGGUGGCUACUCUGCAGUCCUUGGGAGCAGCUGGUCUCUCCCUGACUGCCAAGGCCAUCCUGGCCUCCACCGGGUGUACCAUCGGGGCCAUGCUGCUGCCUUAG